Molecule: messenger RNA, 2176 nt
Organism: Mastomys coucha (southern multimammate mouse)
Lineage: Eukaryota; Metazoa; Chordata; Mammalia; Rodentia; Muridae
Gene: Sil1
Product: SIL1 nucleotide exchange factor
Exons: 12
Coding region: 629-2020 (463 amino acids)
Source: RefSeq, a predicted model, not a curated record
AGCCAGGCAGCCGCUGCACGGCGUUUGCGCACGAGGAGCUGCUUGCCGCUGCAGCCGCCUGGAAUUGUGGGGAUUGUGUCUGCCCCUCGGCUGCCGUGGAAAGCCGAAGAGAACAGUUCCAGCAUGCUGUGGAUACCCAUAUCCUUCUGAAGACUGCCUUCUACAUCUGCUUUGGCAGAUGUGCUUGGUUCCACCUACUGAUUCUCCUUCUGGCAGUGCAGGAUAGAGGAUGACGUGGGAAAGGAGACUCCAGCUCAGUGGCUAUCCUUGGAAUUUGUCUUCAUGGCCGGCGAAGAGUAAAUGUGUCAAGCCCAGCUUUCUUUGCUUAGGAUUUGAGUUCUGUCACCAUAGGCCUCACUUUUAGGUUCUGGGCUCUUAAAGCAGUGACAUUUCUAAAGAAUCCAUGCAGGGCUAAAUCUUCCCUGAAGCCUCUGGUAUCUGUUGCUGUUCAAUGGGCUGUAAUGUGAUCCAACUCCAAAUUCUGGUUCCUCUGAAUUACAAGGUUAAGGAACGAGUUCAUAAGCGGAGUUUACAAACUAUGUUGGUCCACUUAUCUAGUUGGCAAGCUUCAUUCUCUCCCUCAAGAUCAUCCUGAAAAGAGAUUCCAGAGAUGGGCUAGGUCCUGGUUAUGGCUCUUCAGCACCUGUCUUCAGCUAAGAUGGCCCCUCUAGGAAUGCUGCUGGGGCUGCUGUUGACUUCCUGUUUAACUCUCUGCCUCAGUUGUCAGAACUCAAAUAAUUUUGCGCUCACCAACCCAGAGAAGAGCAUCCACAAGGAAUCGGAUACAAAGGAAACCAGGGAAGAGGAGGAGCUAGAUACCGAGGUCCUAGAGGUGUUCCACCCAACUCAAGAGUGGCAGACUCUUCAACCAGGUCAGGCUGUUCCUGCUGGAUCCCAUGUGCGAAUGAACCUACAGACUGGAGUAAAUGAGGUGAAACUCCAACAAGAAGACAAAUUCCAAAAUAAUUUGAAAGGAUUUAAAAGAGGCAGAAGGCUGGACAUCAACACCAACACAUACACAUCUCAGGACCUCAAGAGUGCACUGGCCAAAUUCAAGGAGGGGACCGAGAAUUCAAAGGAUGAACUGGCAAGACAGGCCACAAUAAAGCAGCUCUUCCGCCCCAUCGAGGAGCUGAAGAAGGAAUUUGAUGAGCUGAAUGUUGUUCUUGAGACUGACAUGCAGAUUAUGGUUCGGCUGAUAAACAAGUUCAACAGCUCCAGCUCCAGCCUAGAAGAGAAGGUUGCUGCACUCUUUGAUCUUGAGUACUAUGUCCAUCAGAUGGAUAACGCACAGGACCUGCUGUCCUUUGGUGGCCUUCAAGUGGUGAUUAAUGGGCUCAACAGCACAGAACCCCUGGUGAAGGAGUAUGCUGCUUUUGUGCUGGGGGCUGCCUUUUCCAGCAAUCCGAAGGUCCAGGUGGAAGCCAUCGAAGGAGGAGCUCUGCAGAAGCUGCUGGUCAUCCUGGCCACAGACCAGCCUCUUCCUGCCAAGAAGAAGGUCCUGUUUGCACUGUGCUCCUUGCUGCGCCACUUCCCCUAUGCCCAGCAGCAGUUCCUGAAGCUCGGGGGGCUGCAGGUCCUCAGGAGCCUGGUGCAAGAGAAGAGCGCGAAGGUACUGGCUGUGCGUGUGGUCACCCUGCUCUAUGACCUGGUCACGGAGAAGAUGUUUGCUGAGGAGGAGGCAGAGCUGACCCAGGAUUCAUCCCCAGAGAAGCUACAGCAGUAUCGCCAGGUGCACCUCCUGCCGGGCCUUCGGGAACAGGGUUGGUGUGAGAUCACAGCCCAGCUCCUGGCUCUUCCAGAGCAUGAUGCUCGAGAGAAGGUGCUGCAGACACUGGGCGCCCUCCUGACCACCUGCCGGGAUCGCUACCGUCAAGACCUCCAGCUGAGCAGGACACUAGGCAGUCUUCAAGCAGAGUACCGAGCCCUGGCCUCCCUGGAACUCCAAGAAGGGGAAGAUGAUGGCUACUUCCGGGAACUGCUGGCCUCCAUCGACAGCUUGAUGAAGGAACUAAGAUGAGGCUGCUACUCUGAGACCAGGACUGGACUGAUGCUGCUACUGAAAGCUUCGGUGGACUCUUCAGGGGACAUCAAUCAGGAGGAGGACUUCUCUACUGGGGCAUGAGCUUUAUGUGGGCAGAGCUUGCUAGGUUAUUAAACAGAGACAUGAAGACUA